GGAACAGCCCAUAUUUGUUGCUCUCUCUCACUCUCUCAUCGCAAAUAUUUCAUAUUUGGCACAGAGACUGGAAAGCUCAGAGAAGAACAUUCUAUUCUGGUCUCCAUCAGUAGCGGUUGGGGUUGUCACCACGCAGGAUCUUUUCCUCCGGCCAAAUUUCCUUCUCCCUUUUUCCCGCCCGAAACUUUUCCAGCAAUCUAGCUCUCCACUUAGAGAUAAUGAGAGGGGAGAGAGAGAGAAUGUGUGUGAUUUUCAGAUGAUGGAUUAUAAAGCCGUCUAUGUGUGCGCGUGUGCUUGCUCUCGCUUGCUUCUCUCUGUUAUUUAAGCUUACCUGUUCUCCAUUCUUCCAUUCUUCAGUCUUGCCUUCUCUUUUACUUUCUUUCCAUUUUUGUCUCCCCUCCAUCCCCACAAAAGCACCUACAUUCUUUCUCGGGAUCUGAUCCCUCAACCAUAGCCCGACAACCUUAACACUUCAACUACAAGUACAGAGGUUUUUUUCCUGGGGUUCAGGGUUCAACUCCCGAGGAUAACUUGUCUUCCUUCUUUCUUUUCCUUGUUUUCCUCUUGUCUGGUUUUCAGUUAUACAUAUAGUACUAUCCUUUAAAGUUGGAAGAAAUUUGGAAGGAUAAAGCCAUCGUACGUAGAGUUUCCAUCGUUUGCUGAUUGAAGAAACCAGGUUGAGUUGACGGACUCAGAUCUUUUGAAGAGGCUCUUAAGUUGGCACAAGAAAAUCCAACUCACGCUAAAACUUUUGAUCUAUUCCGGUUCCUUGCAGGGAAAACAUGAAUACUUUUUCCCAUGUUCCUCCAGGUUUCCGGUUCCAUCCAACAGAUGAAGAGCUAGUUGAUUACUAUCUUAGAAAAAAGGUUGCUUCAAGAAAGAUUGACCUAGAUGUCAUCAAAGAAAUUGAUCUCUACAAGAUAGAACCAUGGGACCUUCAAGAAAAAUGUAAGAUAGGAAAUGAAGAACAGAACGAGUGGUAUUUUUUUAGCCAUAAAGAUAAGAAGUACCCAACUGGAACUCGCACUAAUAGAGCCACAACAGCAGGGUUUUGGAAAGCAACAGGAAGAGACAAGGCUAUUUACUCUAAGCAUAAUUUGAUUGGAAUGAGAAAGACCUUAGUCUUUUAUAAAGGUCGAGCUCCAAAUGGACAAAAGUCCGAUUGGAUUAUGCAUGAGUAUCGGCUUGAAACAAAUGAAAACGGUACACCUCAGGAAGAGGGCUGGGUUGUCUGUAGGGUGUUCAAGAAGCGAAUAACAACAAUAAGGAAAGUAAGUGACGAGUCGUCUUGUUGGUACGACGAGCAAGUCUCAUUCAUGCCGGAUCUGGAUUCCCCAAAGCGAAUUGUUCAGCCUGCAGAUAUGGCAUACCACCACCCCUAUGCAUGCAAGCAGGAGCUUGGGUUGCAGUAUCACAUGCCUCAUGAAGCUUUCCUUCAGCUCCCUCAAUUAGAGAGCCCCAAACUUCCACACUCGGCAGCCAGUGUAAGUUGCAACUCCGUCAUUGCAUAUGGACUCGACAUUAAUAACCCUGGGAGCACUCUGCAAUCUUCCCUAACGCAAGAAGAACAGAUGCAACAGAAUCAUCAUCAGCAUAACAUGAACUCUCUCUACAACAGCAACAACAACGAGCAAGCAGUUGAUCAAGUCACGGACUGGCGGGUUCUUGACAAGUUUGUUGCCUCUCAGCUCAGCCAUGAAGAUGCUUCCAAGGAAACCAACUAUUCCAAUGCAGCCGCUGUUUUUCACGUAUCUGACCAUAUGAACAUUCUUGUCAGACAACCCAACAAGCAAGAACUGGUGCCGGAAUAUGCCUCCACGUCCACCUCCAGUUGCCAAAUUGAUCUGUGGAAGUGAUAUAUAUAUAUAUAUAUAUAUAUCUACUACAGAUAUUCAACCUAUAUACUAAUCAUAGGAAGUAAAACUUAAAACAAAUGGACAAAAUCAUGAUUCACAUUCCUGUACAUAAUAAAACUAAAAUUAUAAAACCCUAGUUGUCGGAUUUCUGCCUACUCUUUGUAAUAUUGAUAAAGACCAGCACCCGACUGUGAUAGGACAGAAACUCCUACUCUUAAUAAGGUAAUGUAGUUAUUAGAUGGAAUGUGCGGCCGAGUAUGCUGUGUCUGACUCGGUAAGUGUUGAAUGCAUUUUGGUUUCUUGUAGCACUGCCUGCAUGUAAUGGGCUUUAUUACAUAGUCCAUGACCCAACAGCCAUGUCAGCUGUUAUGGAAUCGACUUGAGUUCGAUUCAUAUAUGUCUUUGUAUGCUUUAUCUGAAAUUAGAAUGCUAUUAUUGUUUUUCUUUCUCUUAAUUUUGUAAGUUAUGUAUUCUGUGUUUGUUCUGCUCUUUUUUCCCAUUGAUAAUAUCUGGAACUGAGAGUUUAUUCCAUAAUAAUUAAGGUCAUUAACCUGCAGACGUUCAAUGGUUUAUAUUUUAAAUACUAAACAGUUUUAAGAAGAUAUUCAGUCAAUAUGAUCAAUAAAUUACAAAUUCCAGCUGCUUUCAUGUCAUGAGAUUCUUGUUCUCCAAUCAAAAAGCUAAAUGGAGGGAAAAAAAUGCAGUUCGGCUAGCUAGAUGAUAGCCAUGUAUUACCAAAUAAAAGGAUGAUGUGAAUGGUGAUCAAUGUGGCAUUCAGCAAGUGAGGAUUAAGGUCUACAAUAUCGUUAAGCUAUUAACAGCUUAAAAUAGCCACGAAAUACACCGUCAGAAGAAAAAGGUUAGGUAUUCGGUAUUCCAUUCUGCUGCCUUGCAAUAUGAUUACCUUACAGCAAGUAUGAACCUAACUAGUAGAGAAGACCGAGUAACCUUUAAUUUACCAAAAAUAAAAAAUAAAAAAAAAGAAAGUUAGAAUAACCUCCAUUUUUUUUUUAAAUACAGGCUUGUGCUUAAGCAAAUAUUAACAAUUUCACGGCCAAUUACUCUACCGGAUACCUAGUAAAAUUUAGUCUUGAUAAUUAGUGAAGAGGAAGAAAA
Messenger RNA from Nelumbo nucifera (sacred lotus), 2972 nucleotides. Lineage: Eukaryota; Viridiplantae; Streptophyta; Magnoliopsida; Proteales; Nelumbonaceae. The record is from RefSeq and is a predicted model, not a curated record.